This is a messenger RNA of Drosophila kikkawai, 1505 nucleotides long. RefSeq lists its product as uncharacterized. The record is from RefSeq and is a predicted model, not a curated record. Lineage: Eukaryota; Metazoa; Arthropoda; Insecta; Diptera; Drosophilidae.
UCUGCUAAAAUACAAAUGCAGGACACUGUCACCACAAAUCCCGUUGGAGCCGAGCAAUAUCCGUCAUAUCUUUCUGCGCUGAACCCCCUUGGUAUGAACACGAGCAAACGCCAUCGCUACAGACCAGAAAACAUAAGAGAUCCCAGGAUCAACAAAAUAAAAACAGCAUAUACUGAGAACUGGCUACACCAACAGGAGCAGGCAAAUAUGACCUCGACCCCCCUACUAAACAUGGAGAAAGAGAAUGUCAAUCUGGAACCAGGCACCACCUCCCCUCCGCCGGAACCUCUGCUCACCCCCAAAAUAGAGGAGCCAGCUGAGAAGCCCAGAGGAACGGAGCUAGAACGACUCUUAUUGACCUCUCCAACCCCCUUUAGCAGGGACACCAAUAAACUCCUCGUAAAGUCUCUACAAGACUUAUACAAGAGGCAAAACGAUGAAAUCAAGAGGCAAUUGCUUGAGGACUCUGAAGAUGAAAGCGAAGAUGAAAUCCCGCUUAAACAGCUUGUCUAUGGCAAACCCAACAAUAAAAUAGACAGGAGGCAAUUAAAGCUGACCCAAAUGCCAAAUAAACCAAUUACCAGACUGUCUACAGGCGCAUCGGCAAGCUGUGCCACAUAUAGAGACAAACCCAGACGCCGCAGAAAUCUGGCAUCCCAAACGCAACUAGACCCGGCCAUACGCGAACUUCCGAUGCCUGACGAAAACUCAAACAACCAAGAAACCAAUCAACUGGCUGAUAGCUCCCUUCAAACUCGCAACUAUAAUGCAGCCGCAAACUCAGACGAAACAACCCUGGAGGAACAAAUGCCCUGCAGCUCCGUCUCUCUAAGAUGCCUAAAUCUCACCCCCAACCUAGGAAGGGAUGAAGUCCUCUCGCAACAGGCGCCAAUCCAAACCCAAACAGCACAUCCAACCACAGAGGAGACGCAGACCAAGGAAAGCACGCGUCCCACCAAACGAUCUCGUCGCCGCAAUAACAUAUCAACUGCCAAGACAGCUCAGCGAGGAGACACUGAAGCAGCCAGGUAUAGUUGUGAAACCCCAUGCCCACGCCGCAGGAAGCCAAGUCUACCUACAAAUCGAAACUGUGACUGCGGUAUCGAAAACUUUGACGAAACUAUGCUGAAGUUCGUGAACAAAGCCAAUAAGGCAAUAAUAAAAAUAAUUGAAUCAAUAAAUAAAACGCACAGGCAGUGCAGAGAUACAAACGAUAAUAUCGAAAUAUUCAACCUAAAAGGUCAAAAGUAGUAAUCAAUAGUAGUCAUGUACUAACUACUAAGUUACCAAACUAACUUAAAAAAUGAAAGAAAUCCCUUAGUUAUUAUAUUAUGUUAUGUUAUGUUUUGUUAUAUCUUACAUUACAAAGUUACAAAUACUCAACACCAUCGAAUGAAACGACAAAUGUAAAACUUAAUAUGCCGCAAACUGGCAGAAUACAAUGUAAUCAAGCCAUUAAUUUUCUAUAUUUAAAUUAAUAAAUAAAUGAGUACUUGGCUCAAAAC